AUGAAAAAUAAUAAAACAAAAAAUCUAUGUAAAUCAGGCGAAUCGGAACCACAUUCAUCACCUGAUUUGAUUGGCACGAUUAAUAAUACUUAUCAUCAAUAUCCAUUCAAGGCCGAAUGUGUCGAUUCUAAAAUAUUUAUUAAUCUAGGUUCGCAAAGUUUUUCAUCAAUAACUGAUGAAACUCGAACCUUAUAUAUGAAAUUUGACACUCAACCAGUUAUUUGUCGGUUUCAAUUCAAUCAAAGUGGACUUGUAAAAAAUAAAACAUGUUUACACCAUCUCUUUUCAAUCGUGACAAGAUUGUGCUAUUAUGAUCCUCAGUUUGCAUCUUCACUGACAAAAGUUGAUUGGAACCUAUUAGACAAUUUUUUUGUGAAUGCUUCUCAUGCUCCAUCAGAUUGGCAAACUACUACAAUCUCUUCGUGGAAUCCAACAUCUCUACCUGAUCGCACCGAGAAUAUAACUUCAUUCAGCACUGGCAAAACAACAGCAUUCUCAAUGGCUACGGCAACAAUACCAACAACUACUAUUACAGAAACCGAUAUCACUGAAGAGACAACUUCAUUCAGUAGCAAUGAUAUAACAACAUUGUCCACGAUUAGCACUGCACCACCAACUACUACUUUUACAGAGUUCGACACUACAGUUUUAUUAACCAGUAUUAAUAGUUCAACACUAGCCACGUCUAUUAUCAACAAGAUUCUUACAUCAUCAAUAGAAAGUAGUAGAUCAGUUAUACUCACAUCUAUAGAUCGUCACGAAAUUUUAUCUUCAACUAUUACAACUACAAAUGCUGAUCAUAUAUUAGGUAAUAUCUUCGAAACAACAUCCACAACACUUUUGAGUAUCAGUAAAACAUCUUAUAUAAAUGUUAAUAAUAACACAGCAUCGCAAAACAGCUCUACAACAUCUAUGAUACCUUUGAAUAGGCUUCCUCCAACUAAAGUAUCAUCGUCUCAUAUUAAAUAUCUUAUACUUCUACUUUCUAUAAUUGGUAUUAUUGUAUUGAUAUCAUGCCUUGUUUAUCUUUGUCGACACUAUCGAAAUAGCAGCAUUAAUUCAUUAUUAGAUAGUAAACACAGCGAUGAAGCGUUUAAUUCAGUGACGACACAAUCUGAACUGGAUCCGUCAAAUGAAUCUGUUGAAGAAACGAUAUCGACACAUUCAAUACCAGAACUAUCAAUGCCCGUGCAGCAACAAGAACAAUCGAAGACAUCUAGAAAACAGACUAGUGGACUCUUUUUUAGCAAACUAGAUUCAGAUAUUCUUUAA
Rotaria sp. Silwood2 is the source of this 1272-nucleotide messenger RNA. NCBI's taxonomy places the organism in Eukaryota, Metazoa, Rotifera, Eurotatoria, Philodinida, Philodinidae. The record is from the annotation of a GenBank genome assembly.